AUGUCGAAUAAACCAAUCUAUGUGGCCGCCCACCCGCGUGCAUGCUCUACUGCCUUUGAGCGGGUCUUCAUGACUCAACGUGCCACUAUUCAGUGCGUCCACGAGCCAUUCGGUGACGCCUGGUACUACGGUCCGGAGCGUCUGGCUGACCGCUUCGAAAAUGACGAACAAGGCCGUCUAGACAGUGGAUUCAGCGAAUCGACAUAUCGUACUGUGAUGGAUAGGCUGGAACGUGAAGGCACCGAGGGAAAACGAGUCUUCAUCAAAGAUAUUGACGCUUACCUGCUCCCGCCAGGUGGCAAGCCAGCAAGCAUUGCCCCCUCACUGCGACGCAUCAAGCGUGGUGUGGGCACCACCAACGGUGAUCAUCCCCAGGCCAACGGUGUAUCCCACACCAACGGCCACUCUGCCGUCAAUGGUACAAAUGGUACCUCGAACGGCACGGCGAAUGGCGCGAUCAACGGCCACGCCAACGGACACGGUGAGACGAACGGUGCCGUGAACGGUAACGAGACAGUUAAGAAGACUCCCUAUCCGUAUGAUACUCCCAAGGAGCCUGGUAACCCCACGGUGAUGCCCCGUGAAAUCCAAGAGCGCUUCCACUGGGCCUUCCUCAUCCGGGACCCGCAUCACAGUAUCCCCUCAUACUACCGGUGCACGAUCCCGCCCCUGGACAAGCUGACAGGCUUCCACAACUUUGACCCCAAGGAAGCCGGGUACAACGAGCUGCGUCGUCACUUUGAGUAUCUGCGCCGAGAGGGACUAGUUGGUCCUCGUGUCGCUAUGCGGCCGGAUCUUUCGCCUGAGGCUGGUUCCGAGGCGGAUAUGGAGACUGUCCAUGAGAUCUGUGUGGUUGAUGCAGAUGAUAUGCUCGAUGCGCCGGCGCCGACUAUUGAAGCCUUCUGUCGUAGUACUGGUGUUCCGUAUACGCCUUCCAUGCUGGAGUGGGAGACGGAGGAAGACUAUGCCUUUGCCUGUGAGGCCUUUGAGAAGUGGCGUGGGUUCCAUAAUGAUGCCAUCGAGUCAAAGGGAUUGACCGCGAGAGCUCAUAAACAUGCCCCCAAGACCGAGGAGCAGUGGGAUGCUGAGUGGUUGAAGAAGUAUGGCCCCGAGGGUGCCGCUCUCAUCCGUACAACUGUCGACCAGACUAUCGACGACUACCUGUACCUGAAGCAGUUUGCCAUGAAGGUCUAA
Penicillium verhagenii is the source of this 1194-nucleotide messenger RNA. RefSeq lists its product as uncharacterized. The transcript is spliced from 4 exons. The coding region runs from base 1 to 1194 and encodes 397 amino acids. Lineage: Eukaryota; Fungi; Ascomycota; Eurotiomycetes; Eurotiales; Aspergillaceae. The record is from RefSeq and is a predicted model, not a curated record.